CAUUGGGAAAAAUUUGUGAAUGGACUGAUUUCGCAUGUGUACGAUCAAAACGAACCACGUUGUCGUUCGUUGAUGUGCAGUGUGAUGUGUCAUUGCUAAAGUACAUGUACACGGACAGUAUACCACACUCGGAAAAGCAGCGUGUACCCUCGUGCACAUGAAUGCUCUAUUUUGGAGAAUUUCAUAACAUCAAAACACUUCCAUUUAGCCCCAUUACCGACGUGACACAUCUCAGACACGUUACGAACAAGUGGAUUGAUUUCACCUUCUCAAUUUCACGCGGUUUGCCAGACGAUUUUACUCUGGAUUUUACCAGCGGCCAGCCAAGUUUUGAGUACGGACGAGUAAUUGGGUCAUCGGCCGGUCGAUCGAGCGGUGAAGUGCGGCGCGGUAUACACAAGCCACAGGUAUCUUGGCGAGACCAGCUGCAGAGGCGAUCGCGCUCCGGCCCCCGUCCCAUCUCUAGCGGGGUUCACGGACGCUGUAUCCUGCAUGACUUCGUAGUUUUUUAAGGAUUUUCCCCACAAUGUAUCACAACGGGCUCGAGGCGGACUCCGCGAUGGUCGUACCAGACAUGACCAUGUUGGACGCAUCGCACAAGACGCAUAUUAUUAUACAUAGCCACAGCCACAGUCACAGCCACGACAGCUUCAGGCCGGGCAAGCCCAGACCGAGAGCGCUGGAGAUGGUGAGGUUUUACAAGGCGGCCAGCCCCGGUGAGUCGCUGAAGGAGUCGGACCGAUACAGCAGAAUGGUCGACGUGUCUGAAUCGACGAGUGCUGUGAAGACCGAGCCCAAUGCCCAGGAAGUGCCCACCGGGUUCGAGCUGCCGGACGAGUUGUCGGGAAGCCCAGUUGAUCUACACCCGGCCGUGCCGCCCCCAACUCCGGGCACCAACGCGUUAAUGAAUGCCUGUCUACGCGAGAGUUUCAGCAGUUUCCAGAAGGAGCAAGAUCGGCUGGGAAUCCCCCGAGACCCAACACAAUGGACGGAGUGCCAAGUGGUGGCGUGGGUCCUGUGGGCCAUCAAGGAGUUCAGCCUGGAGGGUGUCUCCGUCUCCAAUCUGCGCAUCCCGGGCCACGAGCUCUGUGCGCUGGACAAGGCCGACUUCCUCAGUCGGGUGCCGCCCUUCAUGGGGGACAUUCUGUGGGAGCACAUUGACAUGCUCCGAAAAGAAUGUGCCAGCCCACCGCCACAAUCCGAGCCCGUGGUUUCCACAGCGACGACGGUGACAACGACACAGGCAGACGUCAAGCUAGAAUCUGCCUACACGAGCUGCAUGCCGCGCUUCGACGACUUUCUCAGUCAUGGUUUUUCGGUGGAGCAACCGCAGGCGGUUCCCGUGGCCACCACCCCCACCACCUUCAGCGACGGCAUGUACCAGAUCUCGGAGUCGCUGCAGACCCUCAACGAGUUCAACGCGGAGGACAUCCUGAACAUCAAGCAGGAGGACCCCGGCAGCAGCUCGGACUACUACAGCCUGGAGCCCUCGCCCAGCUCCAACAACUACCUGGAGGCGGCCACGCCCGAGUUCUACAGCAACCCUAUGAUGUUUGACCCCAACGCCACAUACUUCCAGAACAACAACUACAGUAAAAAUCACUUCGCUGGCUUUGACGCCUUCGACACCCCCACUAAUGGCUACCAGCAGGUGCCCAUCUGCAAGUCGCUGUCGGAUAGCUGCACAAGCUCCGAACUCAACGGACUGGUCCACAACGUCACGAGGUCCAACUCCCCCUUAGAGAGCCCCUCAAACCCCGUCAUCCCUGCAGCUGUGCUCGCUGGCUAUUCAGGGAGUGGUCCCAUCCAGCUCUGGCAGUUCCUCCUGGAGCUCCUGACAGACCGGACCUGCCAGCACAUCAUCAGCUGGACCGGGGACGGCUGGGAGUUCAAGCUGUCCGACCCGGACGAGGUGGCCCGGCGCUGGGGCAAGCGCAAGAACAAGCCCAAGAUGAACUACGAGAAGCUGAGCCGGGGCCUGCGCUACUACUACGACAAGAACAUCAUCCACAAGACGGCCGGCAAGCGCUACGUCUACCGCUUCGUCUGCGACCUGCAGAGCCUGCUGGGGUACACCCCCGAGGAGCUGCACGAGAUGGUGGGCGUCAGCCCGGCCCGGGAUGACGACUGAAUGAAGCCCCGGCUGCGGCAGACCGAUCUCUCCUCCACAAAACUCCCUCAACGUGUUUCUCUUUUCCUCACUUCUGAAGAGGCACCGAAGCCUGGAUGACUGCAUCGUUGAAACUUUUAAUCCCAGCACCAUUCUCUUAUUUGGACAGGCCGUGGGUUUACACCUUGCGCUUGUCGUAACUCUUGUUUUCUUGGGCGAAGUUCGGGCAAGGACCAUUAGUCGACCAGUGGUUGAUUUGUGACGUACCUUAUGCCUGCGCACUGAUAGCAACGUGCGAACGU
Patiria miniata (bat star) is the source of this 2412-nucleotide messenger RNA. RefSeq names its product protein C-ets-1-like. Lineage: Eukaryota; Metazoa; Echinodermata; Asteroidea; Valvatida; Asterinidae. Gene Ontology annotation, biological process: cell differentiation; regulation of transcription by RNA polymerase II. Gene Ontology annotation, molecular function: sequence-specific DNA binding; DNA-binding transcription factor activity, RNA polymerase II-specific. The record is from RefSeq and is a predicted model, not a curated record. Gene Ontology annotation, cellular component: nucleus. The transcript has 9 exons. The coding region runs from base 527 to 2131 and encodes 534 amino acids.